Penicillium angulare is the source of this 1830-nucleotide messenger RNA. It is a transcript of the gene ilv3C, whose product is annotated as putative dihydroxy-acid dehydratase. Gene Ontology annotation, molecular function: hydro-lyase activity. The record is from RefSeq and is a predicted model, not a curated record. Bases 1 to 1830 code for a protein of 609 amino acids. Lineage: Eukaryota; Fungi; Ascomycota; Eurotiomycetes; Eurotiales; Aspergillaceae. The transcript is spliced from 3 exons.
AUGACCACCCCUACUGAAUCCGACCCAGUCAAAAAAGACUACGAUCUGUCGCAGUCUUUAGAUACAAGCUUUGGUCUUCGACAGGGACUUACAUCUUAUGGUGACCAACAUUUUUCAUUGUUUCUGCGAAAGGUCUUCAUCAAAGCCCUUGGUUAUUCUGAAGAUGCCCUGUCGCGUCCUAUCAUCGGUAUCAUCAACACCGGUUCGGGCUUCAACCCCUGCCACGGGAAUGCCCCCCAGCUUAUCGAGGCCGCAAAGCGGGGAAUUCAUUUGAACGGAGGAAUUGCCAUUGACUUUCCUACGAUCAGUGUUGCUGAGAGUUUCUCCCACCCCACGAGCAUGUUUCUUCGGAACCUUAUGAGUAUGGAUACGGAGGAGAUGAUCAAGGCUCAGCCCGUGGAUGCGUGUAUCAUGAUUGGAGGAUGCGAUAAGACUGUUCCUGCGCAGAUCAUGGGCGGUAUCUCGGCCAAUAAACCUGUUCUCCCACUGAUUACCGGGCCGAUGAUGCCAGGUAGCCAGCGUGGAAAGCGAAUUGGUGCCUGUACUGAUUGUCGGAAUAACUGGGCUUCUUACCGCGCCGGGAAUAUAGACAUAGAGGAGAUCAUGGAGGUUAAUGAAGAGCUCGCUCCAACGAUUGGGACAUGUGGUGUGAUGGGAACAGCUAGUACAAUGGCAUGUAUCACCGCAGCACUUGGACUAAUUCCCCUUCAGGGUGCAUCAGCCCCAGCCGUCUCUGCAGCUCGGAUGAGAAUUGCGGAGCAGACAGGUGCAAAUGCCGUCGCUGCAGCGAAGGCCCAGAGAACUCCUCAAGCUCUCCUCUCCGCCGAAUCCUUCUACAAUGCUGCCAUAGUUCUUCAAGCUAUCGGUGGAUCGACCAAUGUCAUGGUUCAUUUAAUGGCUAUAGUGAACCGACACCCACUUCUCAGCGGUAACUUCAAUUUAGAAAACCUAGACCUUAUCGGCAGAACCACCCCUCUUCUAGUGGAUUUGAAACCAAGCGGAGAUAACUAUAUGACUGACUUUCACAACGCCGGUGGAAUGAUAACUCUCCUGAAUCGUUUGCGACCGUUGCUUUAUCUCAACGCUCAAACUCUAUCAGGCGAGACUUUGGGCGAGCUACUCGAUCGUACUCCAUUCCGCGACUUUGAAUAUGCUCGCACUAUUAUUCGUCCCAUUUCCGAUCCUUUAUAUCCCUGUUCAUCUUUAGCUGUUGUCCGCGGCAACAUUGCCCCCAACGGUGCUGUGAUGAAAGCUUCGGCCUCUAAGGACAGGCGUCUCCUUCACCACAAAGCUAAAGCCGUAGUCUUUGAAAAUUCGCAGGAUCUAGCUCUCCGGAUUGAUGAUCUUGAUCUCGAGGUCACUGCCGAUUCUAUUCUGGUUCUCAAAGGGAUUGGCCCAAUAGGGAACCCGGGAAUGCCAGAAGCCGGCAUGAUUCCAAUUCCGCGCAAGCUGGCCACGCAAGGUGUCACAGAUAUGCUUCGGAUAUCUGAUGGAAGAAUGUCUGGAACUGCAGGAGGAACAAUCUUGCUGCAUGUCUCACCAGAGUCAGGGAUUCCCGAUUCUCCGUUUGGGGUUGUGCAGACUGGAGACGAGAUAGAGUUUCAAUUGGACAGCCGGAAAAUCGAGCUGUUAAUCUCUGAAGAAGAGCUGCAGAGGCGUAUUGCGGAACGGAAAGAGAAGUUGGUGAACUUGAAAGACGGAGAACAGCCAUCAGUGUGGUUACAACGACAGACCCGGCGCGGAUAUAGAGGUCUCUAUGAACGGACGGUCAACCAGGCGCAUGAAGGUGCUGAUUUCGAUUUCUUAACUGCCACUGGUCCGACACAAUAG